This is a messenger RNA of Aspergillus tubingensis, 2196 nucleotides long. Its product is annotated as putative cholinesterase. Bases 1 to 2196 code for a protein of 731 amino acids. The record is from RefSeq and is a predicted model, not a curated record. The transcript has a single exon. Lineage: Eukaryota; Fungi; Ascomycota; Eurotiomycetes; Eurotiales; Aspergillaceae.
AUGCAGCUUCAGUCUAUCGUGGGCUCUUUGCUUCUCUUUGGCUCUGCUUUGGCGGCCCCAGCUCCGCCAGCAGAUGCAAGAUCCCAUCCCAGCAUUGAUUCUCUGGGUACCCUUCAAGCUCUGAAGUAUAACAACUUGGCCCCAGGCAACAAUGGCACCGCCGCAGUCUUGGUCUACGACCGACUGCCAUACCUCAGUGCAGAAUCUCGGUGUGCAUCCAUUGGCGAAGCCCUCUAUCCGCUACAGGAUGUAUCCCAAGCCAACGCCACAGAGAUAGGGUACCAGCUCGACUAUCUGGUUUACACGAAGGAUGUGGGGGCAAAUAGCUCCUUUUGGAUAGCCAAAGGCUCGCCCGAUGGCUGUCAGGCAUACUCUCAGAGCCGUAAGCAAGUUAUUUCCGCUCCGUGUGAUCGACAACUGCCUGCCCUUUGCACCUCCAGCGUGCCUCCUACUACCGACAAGGACAGGGAAGCCGUGAACAAGUCAAAGAUCUCUAUCUCAUUCGACGACUACCAUAUGACUGGCUAUCGUGAUGGGCGCUCGUUUCGAUUCCUAGGCAUUCCCUUCGCAGACCCGCCAGUCAGAAACCUGCGAUUCGCACCCCCACGCCCUUACUCAGGUCCCAAGAAGAUUGACGCGACUGAACUGGCGGACUCGUGCAUUCAAUCAGUUUCGGGCUUCGGUACACUCGACAACGGCGGUAUCUCGGAGGACUGCCUAUACCUGAACGUCUAUUCCCCUGUCCUGCCCUCUUCACACGACAGAAAGUCCACCCGCAAGCCUGUCGCGGUAUACUUUUACGGUGGUGCGUUCACCAGUGGAACCGCGUCCAUGGUCGACUACGAUGGAGGAAAUUUCGCUAGCCGUAACGACGUCGUUGUUGUGACGGUCAACUACCGAGUCGGUGCUCUAGGGUGGCUAACCACGGGCAACCUCACCACGGGCAAUUACGGCACACGCGACCAAAUCCUCGCAUUGAAGUGGGUUAACAAGUACAUCGAAGCAUUUGGUGGAGAUCCAAACCAUGUCACCAUCUUUGGCCAAUCCGCCGGAGGCCAGAGUGUCAUUGCGCUGCUCUCUUCAACCGCAGCCCAUGGCCUAUUCUCCGGUGCCAUUGUGCAGUCCGCCCCCGUAGACCUUCCCUGGUUCACACGCGAGGUGUAUACCAAGAUCGUCACUCCCAACAUCGCAGGGGCUGUCGGCUGCAACGGCACCACAUCCGAAACCGCCCUCAUCUCCUGCCUGAGAUCAGUCCCAGCAACCCGGUACCUGGACAACACAACCGAGUUCGAAGCCGCCAUGACAGCCUCCACCGAGACCAUCGCCAGCGACUGGCUACAUUCAUCCGAGAUCCUCGCAUCAAUCGAGCCCUUAAUGCCCAUAGUAGACGACACCGACAGCGGCAUCAUCGACGACCAAUUCUACCGUCUUCUCGCCUCGAACCGGCUCCCCAACCGCGUCCCCACCAUGUUCACAACAGUCACCACCGAGGCGGCCCUCUACGUCGACCAAUACGUCCCAAACCUCGGGGCAAGCGAAGCAGCUCUCGAGCUCGUCUACAGCUACGCCUACCCCACCUCCCUCAUCAAAUCCCUCAUCGCCACCAACGCCUUUCCCCUAAACGCCUCAGACCCGGACAGCGUCCGAAACACCGUCGCCGACGCCCUCACCCACAGCGAAUGGACCUGCCCACAAGCCUACCUCCUCCGCCACGGCGGCCGCCACGCAUUCCCUCACCUCUGGGAAAUCGAAGUCCGACACGGCCACGUCCAAACCACCGUAGAUGUCCCCAGCAUCUGCUCCCCCAACACGGAUUUCAACGCCACGUGCCACUCCGCAGAUGUGCUUCCUGCCUGGGGCACUCUCAACAGCAAGACGAAGAAUGUCUCCCCAUACUACAACAAGCGAGACAUCCUGCAUUCCCGUCUCAUGAACGAUAUCUUCGGUUCUUUCUUCCGCACCCGUAAUCCCAACCCUGAUCUGGAGAUGCUGAAGCUUCGUGGGCCUGCCUAUGCUUCGACGUACCAGAUUUUCGGACCUCGUGGAUACUACAUGCCUGAGUAUGAGGUCGCGGAGCGGAAUGUCAGUGUUCUCGAUAUGCCCCCGUCGAUUGUGGAGAAUCCGGGGGUUACGGAGAAGUGUGCUGUGUUUGAGGACUUUGGGUUUAGCUUCCAGAGGGCUAAUCUUACUGUUUGA